Messenger RNA from Clonostachys rhizophaga, 777 nucleotides. The record is from the annotation of a GenBank genome assembly. Lineage: Eukaryota; Fungi; Ascomycota; Sordariomycetes; Hypocreales; Bionectriaceae.
AUGGUCUCCAAGGUCGCCGCUGCUGCUCUUCUAGCCCUGCCCGCCCUCACCAUGGGCGGUGCUAUUCCUCGCGAAGAAGCUAGCAUUCUCAUUGUCGGUGGAAGCCCUGCUUCCGCUGGGCAGUUUCCCUACAUUGUCACUGUGACUACCGACUCCACGAUCUGCGGCGGUGUUCUCAUUGGCGCCAAUACCGUCCUCACUGCCUCUCAUUGCACCUUCAAUCAGGAUGGUAGCCAGACCAGUCCGUCUGUUUACACUAUCCGAGCCGGUUCUCUUCAAUGGCAAUCCGGUGGCACAAUCAGCAAGGUUUCCAGCAUCACUCGCCGUUCUGACUACAACCCGGACACCACUGACAACGAUGUUGCGAUCCUGCAUCUCUCCUCCGCCAUUGCCGAGAGCACCAAUAUUGGCUAUGCCACUCUCACCGCUGCCGGAUCUGAUCCCUCUGGCAGUAUCACUGUUGCUGGCUGGGGUCUCACAAGCGAGAAUGGCAGUCUCUCUGCUGACUUACGCUACGUCUCCGUACCCGUCAUUGACCGCGCCGAGUGCGCCGCCGACUACAGCGGAAUCAAUGCAAUCACCGACAACAUGUUCUGUGCCGGUCUCCAGCAGGGUGGUAAGGAUUCCUGCUCGGGUGACAGCGGUGGCCCUGUCCUCGCUGAGGACGGUACUCUCGCCGGUGUGGUCUCUUGGGGCGUUGGCUGUGCUCGUGCUGGUUAUCCCGGUGUCUACACCAGACUUGCCAACUAUAUCGACUGGAUCAACCAGAACGCCUGA